AUGGCUCUCCGGAAUGACACGAUGGAGCACGGCUUCCUCCCGGCGGACCCGCCCCCCCACUCCGAUCUGUCCCACCGGCCGAGGAGCGACCUCGCCUCGGAAUACUUCAACACCUUCAGCCAGAUAUGCGAGAACUACCGCGAAGACCGCCCCGCCGUCGAUAGCAUCCGCGUCUCCGCUGACAACUUGCGAGUCACAUCCGAGAUCCUCGACGGCAGCAGGGAGUUUAUCAGCACGGACUUCAUCAACGCGGAGUCCGCGGCUUUGAACGACAGGUUCCACAAGGAGGAGCAGGUGUUCCACUUCGGACAGCCCGACGCGUCCGCCCUGCUGCGCGUCAGGGCCAGGCGGAGAUACAACGAGGAGCGCGGCAUUCCCACCGUCACCAGCCAAGAGAGCGGGUACGGCAGCGAUGAGUUCGGCCACGACUCGCCCAGCAGGUACGCGUCGCCGAAGGGCGCCGGGGCCGGCGCGGCCGGCUACCAAGAGCCAUACUACGGUGGCGAGUGGGCGGCCGGCUACUACCAGCCGCCGCCGCCCUACCACCACGACCCAUAUGCCACCUCGCCCGGCAUAGGCGCUGGAGCGUCCGGCGAGCCCGGCGCGGCGGGUGGCGCGGAGCUGCCGCUGCCUCCGAUGUCCUCGUUCCGGGCCGCCGCCCCCGUCCACAGCCCCACGGACCCCAUGCUCGUCGCCAAACCCACUAUGCAGCCGAUGUACGGCGGCGGUGCGGGCGGCGCGGGAGGAGCGGGCGAAGCCGGCUCCCUCUCCUCGUACGGAUCGUCGCCCUCGACGCCGGUGCACUCACCGCCUCCGCUCCACACGCGCCUCUAUCCGCCUCUCAAGCACUCUCCACAUCACCCGCACCACACGCAUCACAAUGGACAGCAAGCGAAUUGGGUUUCGACGGGAGUUUCGUCACCUCCGAGCGCGUCCACUCCCCACGCGCCCCUCACCAAUGCGGUGCUCCCGAACGGCCACCACGUGGGAGUCUUCCCACCGCCCGUCAUGGGCGCGCCGGCUGAACAGAGGCAGCUCGACGAGGCCAUGGUCUUCCUGCGCGAGCACAACGAUGUCGGGGGCGCCAGGAUGGAGGAGCGACUGGACGACGCCAUAAACGUGCUCCGGAAUCACGCGGAGGCGCCCGACAUGUACCCUCAGGAUGUCCACGCACAUCAGCCGCCGCAGGCGAGUCGGCUGGGCGGGCUCGCGCAUCUUCAGCCUGAACCCGUCAAACUGGAGCGGCAUCUAUUACCCAACACAAAAAAACGCAAGGAGCCCCCAGACUCGGGCCUGGACUCGAAGCCAUCGUCGUCGGGCUCCGCCGACGCGCUCGCCAAGCCAUCCUCGAACAAACGAUCGCGCAGAUAUUUGUCUGUUAGCUGCUCGUCCGCGGACGAGGACGAACUGGAUCCGGACGCGAAGGCGGCGCGCGAGAGAGAGCGGCGACAGGCCAACAACGUCCGUGAGAGGAUACGGAUAAGAGACAUAAACGAGGCGCUCAAGGAGUUGGGCAGGAUGUGCAUGACGCACCUGAAGAGCGACAAGCCGCAGACGAAGCUCGGCAUCCUCAACAUGGCCGUCGAGGUCAUCAUGACGCUGGAGCAGCAAGUCAGAGAGCGCAACCUGAACCCGAAAGCGGCGUGCCUGAAGCGGCGCGAAGAGGAGAAGGCGGAGGACGCUCCCAAACUGCUCGCCGCGCCGCUGCACCACUACCAGCCCAUGCCGGGAAUGGGCCAGGUGCCGGGGCAGCCUCCGGCGGGUCCGCCGCAGCAAUAA
This is a messenger RNA of Leptosia nina, 1779 nucleotides long. Lineage: Eukaryota; Metazoa; Arthropoda; Insecta; Lepidoptera; Pieridae. The record is from the annotation of a GenBank genome assembly.